Macadamia integrifolia is the source of this 1280-nucleotide messenger RNA. RefSeq names its product plasmodesmata-located protein 8-like. The coding region runs from base 81 to 959 and encodes 292 amino acids. Gene Ontology annotation, cellular component: plasmodesma. The record is from RefSeq and is a predicted model, not a curated record. Lineage: Eukaryota; Viridiplantae; Streptophyta; Magnoliopsida; Proteales; Proteaceae. The transcript is spliced from 3 exons.
CAUCAAGCCCAUCUCCUAAACAAACAAAAAACAAACCGAAAGGAAGACAAAAUUUUAAAACACACAAUCGAAGAUCAAAGAUGUGGAGGAAGAGAAACCUUCAACUUCAACAUCCUUACUUCCACAAGACCUUUUCAUUAGCUCUGAAUCUCUCUUCUCUCUUAAUUCUUCUCUCUUCCUUCAGUGCCCACCAAGUCAAGGCUUAUAUCUUCAUCUAUGGAGGUUGCUCUCAAGAGAAAUACCAACCCAACUCACCCUUUGAGGCCAACCUCAACUCUCUAUUAUCAUCUAUUACUAGUUCAGGUUCUCAAUCUGAUUUCAACAGCUUUGCCAUCGGAAACGGCACUUCCACUUCUCCGGACACCGCAGCCUAUGGUCUUUACCAGUGCAGAGGUGAUUUCAAGACAACAGAAUGUGCUUCUUGUACCCUCAACGCUGUAAGCCAGAUCAGUCUACUCUGUCCUUACUGCAGAGGAGCUAGUUUACAAUUAGAUGGGUGUUUUGUAAGAUAUGAGAGCUUUGAUUUUUUAGGGAAGCUAGACACCAACCUUAUGUUCAAGAAGUGUAGUCGAAGUACCACCAAUGAUCCUGAAUUCUUUAGGCGUAGGGAUGAUGUUCUUGCAGACUUGCAGACUGCAACAGGUUUCAGAGUUACUACUUUGGGGUUAGUGGAAGGUAUAGCUCAGUGUUUGGGGGAUUUGAGCUCUACAGAUUGCUCAUCUUGUCUCUCUGAAGCUGUUUCUAAGCUGAAGAAUGUUUGUGGAGCAGCAGCAGCUUCUGAGGUUUACUUGGCAAAAUGUUAUGCUAAGUAUUGGGCUUCUGGUUAUUAUGAUUCAUCCUCAGAUACCUCCGGUGAAGACCAAGUUGGCAAGUCAGUAGCCAUAAUCGCAGGGUCCUUGGCUGGUCUAGCCAUUGUUGUGGUUUUUCUCUCCUUUAUGCGAAAAGUAAUGGGUGACUAAAAGAAUAUGAUGAUGGGAUCGAUAAAGACGGUGACCCGACAGCACUGUGGUGUACCUGUGGCCCUACAACUUCUAGGGUUCAUGUUCUUCUUCCUUACAAAAUUGUCUUCUUUUUGCCAAAUUCUAAUCUUUUCUAGUUAAUUGUUUAGUAUAAUAUGGUAGUGCACCCAACAACAGAAAAGGUGAUAAUUAUGGCUUAUCACUGAUCAUAAAGUAACUCUCUUACCGCCCAUUCCCUUUCGAAAGGGCUUCAAUAAGCUCAAAUAUUCUUCGUUCAUGCCAUUUUGCUUUGGAAAAAUAAUAUCCAUCUUUUCAUGUCUA